AUGAUAGGGACUUCGAAGCCCGAAUACUACUUUAUACUGGUGUGUAUUAUUGGAUUACACUACCUAGCUCCCAUCGCCCUCCUUUAUACCCUAAUAAAUCUCAUUCUUCAUGGCUUCAAUAUCAAAGCAACUGCAUACGGAGUGCCACUCAUCAUAGAAAUUAUAGCUGUUGCCGAAUCCUUGUUCUUCCUCUGCGUUUUCCUACCAUACAAGUCCUACCUUCAGCGCGAAGCCAAGCAUCCAAACCCCCCAAGUCGCGAUGAGCGAGAGGAGCUGUUCAGAUUAUGCAACGAGAACAUCUCGGAUCCUGAGGUCUAUUUGCGGAAGUGGUUUCUGGGGGCAGAACUGGAAGACAUCCGAAAAGACAAUGUGAAGGAGUUCUUUUUAUGGGCAUUUUUCAACCGUGGGGGUCCACCAGGAGAUGACGAGGAUGAAUUGGACGAGAUGGUCUCCGCGACAGAAACACUCCUUGGGCAGCCGAUAGAGGAUGGUAGAGGAAGCGCAAAGUGCUUGCGAUUGACAUUGGAUGAGGUGAAAAUGCUACAUCGAAGCCUGGUCUGGUAUAUGUGUGUUGGGUUUGUUGAUUUCCUUACAUAUAUGAAAUUGCUCUACCACGGCUUCCACUUUCACCGCACGAAACUGACACGAUUUUUCACUCUGUUCCCGUUUCGAUGGCAAUCUCUCUUCACAAAGUACCACUCUCCGGCGAAGCAUACCACAUAUUGGCAUCGUCCUCACACAUCAACGACGAGACUCCCCGUAGUUUUCGUCCAUGGUAUAGGAAUUGGCUAUUAUCCAUACACCAAUUUUCUUAAUGAGAUUAAUUCAACUGCUGGGUUGGGUUCCAACGAUCCAAACGAGCAAAUAGGAAUAAUAGCAAUCGAGAUCAUGCCUGUCGCUUUUAGAAUUACACAUCACGCCUUGUCUAAAGAUGAGCUAUGCGCCGAGAUUGAUCAAAUUCUCCUCCAGCAUUUCAGUCCGAGUCAGAAGUUCGUCCUUGCGAGCCACUCGUAUGGAACCGUGAUCUCAACCCAUUUAUUGAAAACUCCUUCUAUAGCAAAGCGGAUUGGCCCCAUCUUAUUGGUAGACCCGGUCUCGUUCCUUUUACACUUACCAGACGUCGCAUACAAUUUUACCCGCCGGCAACCCAAACACGCAAAUGAACAUCAACUAUACUACUUUGCGAGUAUGGACAUAGGUGUUAGCCAUACCUUAAGUCGACACUUCUUCUGGAAUGAAAACAUUAUAUGGAAGAAAGACCUUGAGGGCCGGAAGGUGACGGCCAGCCUUAGUGGAAAAGAUCUCAUUGUAGACACAUUGGCUGUGGGCAGAUAUCUAGGUGGCCGCUCGGAAUCGACCUUUAGUGGCUACACAGACGAAGAACCCGAGCCGGUCAGUCUUGAUCGCUCCGACAGUGAACCCUCAUUGCUCAGAUUAAGAGGCGGCGGCGCGGAUUCUGUCGAACCGCAUGAUGAUUGGAAAUAUAGAACUUGGAAAGGGACCGGCAUUGAGGUUAUGUGGCACAAAGACCUUGACCACGCCCAGGUUUUCGACAAUGCAACUUGCAGACGAAAGCUGAUAUCUGUGCUUCGCGCUUACUGCGAAAGUGGCUGA
Molecule: messenger RNA, 1614 nt
Organism: Glarea lozoyensis ATCC 20868
Lineage: Eukaryota; Fungi; Ascomycota; Leotiomycetes; Helotiales; Helotiaceae
Product: alpha/beta-Hydrolase
Exons: 2
Coding region: 1-1614 (537 amino acids)
Source: RefSeq, a predicted model, not a curated record